AAAUCUCUAGACCAUUAGUAGUGUGUCAAGAGCACCACCAACACAAAACCACAUAUGUCUGCCGAAUCUGCGCCGCCGGUGGACCAAAUGUCCGCCGUUACCCUAAACGAUGCCGUGGAGGAGGCCCGAUUCUCGAAGCGUGUUCCGAUCCGGAGCAUACUGGGCCGUCCCGACGGUGGUGCUGGGCUGUCCGGCCAGAAGGUGAGGGUCGGGGGCUGGGUCAAGACCGGCCGAGAGCAAGGCAAGGGUUCGUUCGCGUUCUUGGAGCUCAACGACGGCUCGUGUCCGGCCAAUCUUCAGGUCAUCGUCGACGCCUCCGUCGCGCCUCUCGGCCAACUGGUGCCCACCGGCACGUGCGUCCACGUGGAAGGCGAACUCAAGGUCCCUCCCGAAGGGACGAGGCAGAGGAUCGAGCUUAGGGUUCAAAAGGUUUUGGAUUUGGGGACUGUCGAUCCGGCCAAGUAUCCCUUGCCCAAGACCAAGCUAACCCUCGAGUUUCUCAGAGAUUACGUCCAUCUUCGCCCCAGAACCAAUACGAUUUCUGCUAUUGCUCGGAUCAGGAAUGCACUGGCUUAUGCAACCCACACAUUCUUCCAAAAGCAUGGGUUUCUCUAUGUGCACACUCCAAUUAUCACCACUAGUGAUUGUGAGGGUGCUGGUGAGAUGUUCCAAGCCACAACAUUGAUUAAUGAUGCGGAAAGAUUGGAGAAGGAGCUGAUUAAGAAUCCUCCUCCAUCAGAAGCUGACGUUGAAGCAGCCAAGAUUAUUGUCAAAGAGAAAGGAGAGGCUGUCGCGCAACUAAAAUCUGCUAAAGCAAGUAAGGGGGAAAUUAGUGCCUCUGUGGCUGAGCUCACAAAGGCGAAAGAGAAUUUCUCAAAGCUGGAAGAGAGAUCUAAGCUUAAGCCUGGGAUACCUCAAAAGGAUGGGAAAAUUGAUUAUUCCCAGGACUUCUUUGCACGUCAAGCAUUUUUGACUGUUUCUGGGCAACUACAGGUUGAAACAUUUGCUUGUGCUGUGAGUAAUGUCUAUACAUUUGGGCCAACUUUUCGAGCUGAACACUCUCACACCUCAAGGCAUUUGGCAGAGUUCUGGAUGGUGGAGCCUGAAAUAGCAUUUGCAGACAUUGAGGAUGACAUGAAUUGUGCGGAGGGGUAUGUGAAAUUCUUGUGCCAGUGGUUACUUGACAAUUGCCUUGAUGAUAUGGAAUUUAUGGUUAAGAAUUUCGAUAAAGGUGCCAUUGAUCGAUUAAGGAUGGUAGCUUCAAGUGACUUCAUCCGUGUUUCUUACACCGAAGCAGUUGCCAUUCUUGAGGAAGCAGCAAAAGAGAGGCAGUUUGAGAAUAAAGUGGAAUGGGGCAUUGAUUUGGCAUCUGAACAUGAGAGAUACUUGACUGAAGUGAAAUUUAAAUCACCUGUUAUUGUGUACAAUUACCCAAAAGGGAUCAAAGCAUUCUAUAUGAAGGUUAAUGCUGACAACAAGACAGUUGCUGCUAUGGAUGUGCUUGUACCAAAGGUGGGAGAACUAAUUGGAGGAAGCCAGAGGGAAGAACGUUAUGAGGUGAUUAAAGAAAGGAUACUAGAGAUGGGGCUGCCUCUUGAGCCAUAUGACUGGUACCUUGACCUGCGGCGCUAUGGGACAGUAAAACACAGUGGGUUUGGUUUAGGCUUUGAACGGAUGAUUCUUUUUGCCACGGGGAUUGACAAUAUUAGGGACGUUAUUCCCUUCCCCAGAUACCCAGGAAGAGCAGAUCUGUAACAAUUGUUCAUGGAUGCUAGGGUUUUGCAUCUAUCUAUAGCUUUUGCUUAACCUUAUAAUAAAUAUUGUUGUUUCUCAUUCUACACAAAAUUGAAUAUUAGAACUAUAAUAGUGAAUUUGUUGUUCUAUGAAAGCCUUUUGUGAUACUACCUUUAGGGAUUUUUGUAAGCAAGAUUUAUUCUGCGGUUUAAUUCCAAGUCAUUGGUUCAGAGCCCUGCUGUUUGCUGA
Molecule: messenger RNA, 1983 nt
Organism: Cornus florida
Lineage: Eukaryota; Viridiplantae; Streptophyta; Magnoliopsida; Cornales; Cornaceae
Product: asparagine--tRNA ligase, cytoplasmic 1-like
Exons: 6
Coding region: 55-1755 (566 amino acids)
Biological process (GO): asparaginyl-tRNA aminoacylation
Cellular component (GO): mitochondrion
Molecular function (GO): asparagine-tRNA ligase activity; nucleic acid binding; ATP binding
Source: RefSeq, a predicted model, not a curated record